UCGAGUUGACCGCUGCCGGAUGUUGUGAAGAACAGGGACGCUGCACCGACGCGAUGUCACCGUCCAACAUUCACUCCACGGCUUGUGCUGCUUUCAAGUAGCUGUCACUCCAAAAGCAGGUGGGAACACCGCUCUCUGGUUCCAUGGCCGUCGGCUGAUGGGCGGAGCGAUGCGGCACCACUGGCUGCUCCUCGGGGCUUGCGGCUGGGUGCUGCUCAUCCUCAUGUUUGUCAGCAAGUUCAUCAGCUUCAGGGCCAUCGAUGACUAUGGAGAGAGGGUUGGUGGUCAGAGUUGGACGGUGCCAGGAACCAAGCUGGUUAAACCCAACCCUGCGUCUAUCAUAGAAAAGAAGCCAAAGCCGUCUGAUCAGCCGUCAGCGGGACCCACAGCGGCGGACUGGCAGGCGGUCGCAGAGAGACGAGUCGAGUCGCUGUCAGCCGUGUGCAGGAACAGCAGCCUCAGGAAUUUGACUCACGUCUCCAUCGGCAAGUUCGUCCUGGACCGCAUCUUUGUGUGCGACAAGCAGAAGAUCUUGUUCUGCCAGACGCCCAAAGUGGGCAACACGCAAUGGAAGAAGGUCCUCAUUGUGCUCAAUGGAGGGUUCCCCUCGGUGGAGGAGAUCCCAGAAAACCUCGUUCAUGACCAUGAGAAGAAUGGCCUGCCCCGACUCUCAUCUCUGAAGCCGCAGGAAAUCACUCACAGAUUAAGCACCUACUUUAAGUUUCUCAUCGUGAGGGAUCCGUUUGAGCGCCUCAUUUCUGCCUUCAAGGACAAGUUUGUGAAGAACCCUCGCUUUGAGCCUUGGUACAAGCACGACAUCGCUCCAGCCAUCAUCCGUAAGUACAGAAAGAGCCACCGUGACAGUGACCAAGCCGCCUCCGGCCUUCACUUUGAGGACUUUGUGCGUUACUUGGGCGACGUGGAAGGCCGCCAGCGCAUGGACCGACAGUUUGGCGAGCACAUUAUUCACUGGGUGACUUACGCAGACUUGUGUGCGCCUUGUGAAAUCCACUACAGCGUGGUGGGUCACCAUGAGACGCUGGAGGAGGACGCCCCGUACAUCCUCAGAGCGGCUGGCAUCGACCAGCUUGUGUCCUACCCGGCCAUCCCUCCAGGCAUCACCCGCUACAACAGGACCAAGGUGGAGCAGUACUUCUCAGGCAUCAGCAAGCGGGACAUCAGACGUCUUUACGCACGCUACCAGGGUGACUUCCACCUCUUCGGUUACCCCAGUCCAGACUUUUUACUGAACUAAAACGAUUAACACUGAAUAAAAUACAUGUUUUCACAUAAUCGCAAAGAGGUGUAUCGUAGCGGACUGUGUGCCUCAGCACGGGCAGAUUGAGAGGCAGGGAUGCACGUGAUUGCACACUGUUAUGUCUUUGUUCUAUUUUAGCAACUGUCGUUAAAAGUACUGACGAGGUGUUGCCCUUUUGGCCUCAAAUUGCUGUUCCUAUAUUUAAAAAGUGUUUUUUUAAUGGAAGAGAAGCCGUCACUGAUACGCAGAUUUAGUUCUGCUAAAGGCCGCAGAAUGUUUGAUUUUGUUUUGGAAAGGAUUUCCCAUCUUUUAUUUAACGCUAAUGACUGAAUAAUCCUCGUAUUUCAAAGACAUGUACUCGGUAAUACCAGGGAUACAGGCCCGUCGCCCUGUAAUGUAGCUGUUUAACUGCACUGUUAUGAUUCUGUCCAUGGACUUCAGGUUUUUGACAUGUUGAGUCUUAAUUGUUCUUGCUAUCAAAGAUGAAGGCGAAGGCGUCCCUGUAUCCGAUGUUACAGGAUCUGGACAAGCCGGGUGAUUGACAAGAAAAUAACACUAUUUGAUGUUAUGUUGCUCUUUUAAAUAGAUUUGAUUUUGUAUCUAAAA
This is a messenger RNA of Labrus bergylta (ballan wrasse), 1864 nucleotides long. It is a transcript of the gene chst10, whose product is annotated as carbohydrate sulfotransferase 10. Gene Ontology annotation, cellular component: membrane. Gene Ontology annotation, biological process: carbohydrate biosynthetic process; proteoglycan biosynthetic process. NCBI's taxonomy places the organism in Eukaryota, Metazoa, Chordata, Actinopteri, Labriformes, Labridae. The record is from RefSeq and is a predicted model, not a curated record. Gene Ontology annotation, molecular function: sulfotransferase activity.